This is a messenger RNA of Mizuhopecten yessoensis (Yesso scallop), 2074 nucleotides long. RefSeq names its product proline-rich receptor-like protein kinase PERK9. The coding region runs from base 481 to 1905 and encodes 474 amino acids. Lineage: Eukaryota; Metazoa; Mollusca; Bivalvia; Pectinida; Pectinidae. The transcript is spliced from 10 exons. The record is from RefSeq and is a predicted model, not a curated record.
GAUCGUUUGUGUACAGGUAUUAGUUGGGAAUGUCUUAACAUAUUUAAGUCAACUACCUGGUACAUGGUUUACCUAAGAGAGAAGUACAGCCAACCUGGUACUCUGGAGCAGAAUGUGAAAAUCUUCACCAGAGCAUUUAUAUGAAGAUCUGCUGGCUGUCAUCUCCAAACAGUUUUCAAGGACCGAAUGCAGCAAAAACCGCAGUUUCCACCUUGGACUACAUAAAUGGCCACCAAAUGCUACAAGAACAACAACAACAACGCCAUUGACAUGGCAUAUGCCAUAAAAUAUGGUUGUCAAACUCAAAGAAAGGGGAACAUCAAGAACAAGGGGAGUCAUAGUUUGAAGUAGACCAUGUUAAAACUUGAAGUCUUCCAGAAUUUCUUCCUUUCCAGAAUCAUUGUUACUUGGAACGGUAUCCCCACCAACAUCAGGUGAAAACUUUUUCCAGAAGGGAACACACGAAAAUCAAAAGUUACAAUGUCCAGUAUGCAGGGCAUGUAUAGUAUGCGGAGCCCAGCUGUGAAGAGAUUGAUGAAAGAAGCCCAGGAGUUGAGGGAACCAACAGAGCAAUAUCAUGCCCAACCAUUAGAGGACAACCUCUUUGAGUGGCACUUCACCAUCCGAGGUCCUGGAGAGAGCGAGUUUGAUGGAGGUUUAUAUCAUGGGAGAAUCAUCCUUCCACCAGAAUACCCAAUGAAACCCCCCAGCAUCAUCCUUCUCACACCCAAUGGCAGAUUUGAAGUGUUUAAAAAGAUCUGUUUGAGUAUAUCUGGUCACCACCCUGAAUCCUGGCAGCCAUCUUGGUCAAUCCGGACAGCCCUGCUGGCCAUUAUAGGGUUCAUGCCUACACAUGGAGCUGGUGCUAUUGGUUCACUAGACUACAGCAAAGAGGAACGGGCUAAGCUAGCAAAAAGGUCCCUCGAGUGGAAGUGUCCUACCUGUGGACAGGUGCAGAAUAUCCUUAAACCAGUCACUUCCGCCUCACAGCAAACCAGACAGGAGGCCAAGGAACUGGCAGCCCAGAUAAACUUCCAGGGAGAGAAGUCGAUGUCUACCUCAUCAGAGUCACCCAAAAGUCCCGGAUCAACACCCACACCUGUCAGUACAGCCCCGACUCCAACUCAUACAGCCACAUCCACUGCCACACCCACUUCUUCUCUCCCAGAUCAGGCACAGUUUACUCCUCCACUGGGACAGUUUCCUUUUGGAUCUCCUUACUUUCCCUACCCUUUCCCACCCACAUUGCCCACAGGACAGAAUGUGACUACUGGAGUGAUGGGAAUCCCACGGUUUCCACCUCCCCCACCUGCUAUACCAGCCAUGUUCCCUCCAGGGCUCAUGCCCAACUAUGGUUUUGGUGGGAUGCCUCAGAUUCCAAAUUCCAUGUUCUCCAUGCCAACCAGUGUUCCCAGUCCAACUCAACUCAAUAAAGAUCCUGCAACAAACAUGCCCAGUGCACAGUCUCAACCGACUACAAAAACAGAAACUCCUGUGAAAUCUGAGAACGCGACUCCAUCAUCUGGUGCGAAUAAAGAUGAAAAGGACCCUCAUGUGAGUUCUAGUGAGCAGACUGCUGAUGCAGACUCUGAUGAUAUAAAUAACCCUGACAACGCUAAUGCUGCUACAGCUACAGAGGCAACAGAAAGUCAAUCAAACCCCACAACAACAGAGACGACAGGUGUCCGACAAAGAUUGGGUGGUGUUGUCACUGAACCUCCCAACAUGCCCUACAUGCAGCCUCCAGUUGGAUUAGUGGGUCAAAAUGCAGAACUUCCCAGAAAUACAGACUCGAGGUGGCAGUUGUCCACCCUCCUCAUUGCCCUUGUCAGUCUGGCCAUUGGACUGCUCCUCCUCCGAAGGUUUAUUCUGUCACGCACUUGGAGAUUCUAUUAUGGACUCUGAUGAAGCAUGAUGUAAUUUUUAAGAAAAUUGUUCAUGAUUUAAUACAGCUUUUGACACAAAAAUAUAAACAGAUCUUUUGAGACAGGCCGUUUAUGACAGGUAAUAUAAAAAAUAGAAACGACCGCCAUGACAGAUCACGCGUGAUGUUAUCUCAAUUAUCCUUUCUAUA